Molecule: messenger RNA, 3111 nt
Organism: Paramormyrops kingsleyae
Lineage: Eukaryota; Metazoa; Chordata; Actinopteri; Osteoglossiformes; Mormyridae
Product: optineurin-like
Biological process (GO): protein localization to Golgi apparatus; regulation of canonical NF-kappaB signal transduction; Golgi ribbon formation
Cellular component (GO): Golgi apparatus; nucleus; cytoplasm
Molecular function (GO): K63-linked polyubiquitin modification-dependent protein binding
Source: RefSeq, a predicted model, not a curated record
AAAAAAACCGAACUGGUGACAUCACCGUCAGCUGGUCCCGCAGGAGACCCGGAAAGGCUCACAGGAAACGCAAUGCUCGGCUUAUAUCUCUGUAUGUUAAACUGAAUAUCUCAUUCUGUUUUCCAACUAGUCUGCUAUAAAGAAGUGCGUCACUGCCCCUUGAGGAAGGGAGGUCCUUCUGCGAUUCCCGAACUCUACUGCUGAUCCAUGGCCUCCAGCAUUCCAGUGGUGAAUGGGGACAUAUCCCAGGGUCCUCAUCAGGUGCCUGGGGGGGAGGCUUCUCCACCCAUGGGAUCCCUGGAAGAGACCCUUCUGCAGAUGACUGUCCUGAUCAAGGAAAAUCGUGACUUGAAGGAGGCUCUGAAGCAAACUAACUACACAAUGAAGGAGCGAUUUGAGGGACUGUCAGCGUGGAAGGAGAAACAGAAGGAAGAGAAGAACUUUCUGGAGGGUAAACUAGAGGAGGCCAAGGAGCACGUUAUAACUUUGACCAGCCAGAAUGAGGAGCUGAAGAGCAGGCUGCAGAUCCUGGAGGAGAAAACAGAAGGAGGGCCUGGUUGGGGUGAGGUGGUCAGCAAGAGCUCCGAAGUGGAGGCCUUGAAGGGACAGAUUAGCAGGCUACAGGCGGAGAAGAAUGACCUGGUGGCCAUGAACUCAGAGCUGCAGCUGAAGAUGGGCCAAGGAUGCCAUGAGGACUCCUUCAUUGAGAUCAGGAUUGCGCAGAAAGGAGAAGUUGAUGUGGCAACAGGCCUUCCAGGUGCCCAGAAAGACCCAGCCGGACCCAGCUCGCCCCAGUUUGACAUGACGGCGUCCCGCCUGGAGUCCGAGGAGAUCACAGUCAGGCAGCUACUGCAGUCCCUGAGAAAAGAGACCCAGAAGGUGGAGAGGCUGGAGCUGGAGCUCCAGGUGAUGAAGGAGAGACUGUCAGAGCCACCCAUGCCAGCAGGAAGGAAUGCCGAAAGUCAGACGUCCUUAGUGAUGGAGGAGAUGAAUCCAUUGACAGGAGAACCUCUGCGUGAAAAUGACGUACUAAACCAGCAGCGGCCUCCUGAUGAUAAGGAACAGGCCACCAAUGAGGUGGAAAGUCUGAAGGGGCAGAUGAUGACACUGUUUAAGGACCUGCAGCAAGCACAGGGCAAAUUAGAUAGUGCUGAGGACAUGAAGAAGAACCUGCAGGACAGGUACAGGGACGUGGAGCAGGACCGGGCCAUGCUGAGGGCCCAGCUGGUGGAGAAGCACCAGGUUCAGGAGGAGAAUGAGAGGCUGAAAUUGCAGCUGGAGAGCACGCAGUCCCUUGUCAAGUUGGAACAAAAGAAGGCAGAAGAUGAGAGGAAGAACCUAGCUCAGUUAAAAGAGGCCUACACCAAGCUUUUUGAAGACUACAAUGAGAUGAAGGAAGAGAGGAAGAAAAAGCAGCCCCUCACCACGGAGGAAGUGUGUGAGCUCCAGGCCAGGCUGUCCGCUGCAGAGCAGGCCCUGGCCGCGAAGCAGCAACAGAUUGAUGAGAUGAAGCAGGAUCUCUUCAAGAAGGAGAAGGAGCUUGACACCAUAUCUGUGUUCCAGGCACAGGCCGAGGUGUACUCCUCAGACUUCUAUGCAGAGAGAGCAGCCCGAGAGAAGAUCCACGAAGAAAAGGAGCGCCUGGCUACGCAGCUGGAGUUCCUGAUGAAGCAGAACAGUCAGCUUCAGGAGGAGGUGGAGUCCCUAGGCAGGCAGUCCCUGAAUGCGAUGCAGCGGCGACAUGUGUCACGGGGGGCCAGCCCACAUGGGGGCGCUCUACACAACCAGCAGGGGCCCAGAGGUGCCGAGGGCAGAGACUGGCAGCAGCAGGUGAACAUCCCAGAGCACGCCUGUCCCAAGUGUAACGAGAUCCUCCCCGACCUCGACACCCUGCAGAUCCACAUCAUGGACUGCAUCAUCUGAGCGCCUGCCCGCUUGUGCUUCCCUCCACUGAUAACUUUAAGCACUUAACAUAUAAGUACAGUAGCUGAAGUAAUAUAUACUGCCCAAAUGAAGCAGCGUGUUGCCAGAAUAUUUGUGUGGGUCACAUAUUGUGUACAGGCUAGUUGGUGGGAUUCCAUCCAUCAAACCAGAGGAGUGUUUGUGUAAGAGCACCAUUACUGUCUAUGUCAGGCAUACGGGACACAGCAUUACAUCGAAAGUGUAGUCGUUUGGUCCCACAGCCCAAAGGUAUAACUGUCUUGCACCUGUAUUCCUGUAUCACAUGAUUUUAUACUUAUAAUUUGUUAGCUAUAUAUGUAGAUUCUUCUUUUAUAACAGGGAAAAUAACCUGCAAAUUCCUUAGAAUGCAGGACACACUUGCCCUGAUAAAAUAAUUCAAGGUAUUUAAGCACAAAAUAAAAUUUAAAGAACCUAAUAGAAUAUAGUCAAGACAAUGGUUGGAUUUGGGAAUUUAUUUCCCCCCCCCCUUUCAGUUUUUAUUUAGAAACACAUAAAAAUGUCAUUUGUAAUGAAAAUGUUUUUCUUUCCUCUGCAAGGACAGGCCUUUGGAAGUUCUGAGUUGCUAGUUGUCUGUUGGAAUUAAUAAAUCACUGUGUGCGAGUGCCUUGUGACGGAUAGCUGUCCCAUUUGCUGUUAAUUAUGCUACUUUGCACCUUAAUGUUCCCAGUGUUCCAGUAAAGGGGCAACAUAUUACUGUACUGUGAAUCAACCAUAAAUUUGCCCUCAGCUUGCUGAAUGGUGUAGGGAAUACAUGCCUUUUCCCCAUCACCUCCAGACAAAUGAUAUGCUGUAACCAAGGACUAUACUCACUGCAUGCCCAACAACCACCCUCAGCUGUGACAGCAUUUCUGAUAGUGUAGUUUGCAGUGCGGCUCAUUGCUCAGCCUUGAACUACUAAAACGACUUUUUUGUUUUAAUUCUUAGUCAAACCAAUACUGAUUUACCUUAACAAAGGCAUAGGUGUUCAAAAGACUAUAUACAAUGUAAUUUAAAAAUGUAAAUUCUGUUCAUUUCGAUUUUUAAAGCCGCUUCAACUAAUUUUGAUUUGAGAAAUUACUGGGACAAACUAGAAAUAGAGGUUAUUUCAUUGUAACUUGCAUAUUGCUUGAACAACAAUAAAACAAACGACUUCACUGUUGCUGCAGUGUA